Messenger RNA from Cuscuta europaea, 1733 nucleotides. The record is from the annotation of a GenBank genome assembly. NCBI's taxonomy places the organism in Eukaryota, Viridiplantae, Streptophyta, Magnoliopsida, Solanales, Convolvulaceae.
AAGACUACCUCAAAACGGAAGAGAACAACUGAACCAUCUCUGGAACCAUACGAAGCGACAACAGACGCCAUAACUAGUUUGCCUCUGCAAUAGUUCAUAUGUUUAAUACUUUAAUACAGACCAUCGUAAAUAAAUUCUUCAGACUAUGGAGCUGGGCGCCCGACGGUUUUCCUUAGACCCCUUUCUGCUUCAACAGGACACCUUCCAGGAGAUAAUAUUUUCAAGAUCAAGCACUGCUAUUAUGCUUACUGAGUUACUGAAGGAAUGACUUAGAGUAUGAGUGACUGUAAAUUCAAAGCAUUAUGAGAUGUCAAAAUUUACGUGGAGAAUCGAAAAUUUCUCAAAAUUGCUUGUCAAGAAGCUUUACUCUGUGACAUUUGUCAUAGAUCAGUACAAAUGGAGGCUAUGUCUUGAUCCAAAAGGAUCAUCAAAACUGAUGUAUAUGUACCUUGAAAUAGCCGACUCGUCAAGCUUACCUAAUGGUUGGAGUAUACCAGCAAUGUACAACUUAGCUCUUAUUAACCAGAUAGACUUAAACAAAACCAUCAUUGAAGAGUGCGAAGAUGAAUUCAACAUUCAAGAUAAUAGUUGGGGACUCUCAUUAAUCUCGCUCAGUAAACUUCUCAAUAAAAGUGAAGGUUUUCUUGUUGACGACACAUGCUUGGUUGAAGUUGAAGUAUCUGUGGUGAUGGAUGCUACUACUCCAGCUUGCAAUGAUAGUGGAAGUCCGGUGUACAUUGGCGUCCCCGCAAGGCGAGGUUCCAGGGAAGCGUCCCACCACAAGGAGACUUGUUUGAAAGUGACUACUAAAAAGCUUUAUAUUCUUCCGUUUCUCUCGAUGAUCCUAUUGAACAUGUGCACGUUGAGACUCAGUCAUUUCUCGAAUCCCUACCCAAGGAACCAUCCAGCAGCUGCUCGGUAUCUAAAUCUCCAACAUGUGAAAUGUCUUUGCUAAAAGGUCAUGCAUCUUCUGUAAAGGAAGCACUUCACAUGCUGAUAUCAUACCCUUUUGAUGCAUUAGCCGAUCCCAUGAAUGAAACUGCAAUUCUGGAGUCUUUGUCUGAACUAAACGACCACCUUUAUUUGUUUAGUGAUGCACGGGCCAAAGAAAUUAUGAACUUGAAAGUUACUUUUCCUCAGAUAACGCAGGAAUGGAGAGAUUCAGUUCAAGUUCAGGGAAGAAGUGAGCAUCCCUGGUCUAGUUUCGAGAAGACCCGAAAUCUGCUUGAAGACUUGGUGAAAAGGUGGGACGAAAUAAAUGCUCAACUGGAGGAGCUAACCAAGAAAGAAAUGGAUUUGGGAGCUCAGUUGGAAGUCAUUGGAAGCAGUAUUCGACAACUGAUGGAGGAACGUGAAGAAUUAUCACAUCAGACGAAGGCAGUUUGUUCACUUGCGGAGGAGCAGGCUAACAACAUUAAAGCAGAAAAGGUGAAGUUGGUGCUAGAAAUUAAACUUGGCUUAGCCCAAUAAUUGGGUCCAUUAGAUGUUAACUUAUUGGGCUAGAAGUUGUAUGAUAAUUAAUAAAUUAGCUAGCCCAUAAGAUAGACUUAGAAAGAUCUAGAGUAGUUAAUGUACCUAAACAAUUCUAGAUUAUUCCUAAGCUAGAAUCCUAUAGAAUAUUCUAGAAGGUUAAGGAAGUAGGAGUGCCUAGAAGGAUCCUAUGAGACCUAUAAAUAGAGCACUCCUCACUCAUUUGUAAAGCAAGCCAAAAGCUCCAAAUCAAUACAAGUUCC